Molecule: messenger RNA, 7748 nt
Organism: Cygnus olor (mute swan)
Lineage: Eukaryota; Metazoa; Chordata; Aves; Anseriformes; Anatidae
Gene: CHST12
Product: carbohydrate sulfotransferase 12
Exons: 5
Coding region: 1890-3149 (419 amino acids)
Biological process (GO): proteoglycan biosynthetic process; carbohydrate biosynthetic process
Cellular component (GO): membrane
Molecular function (GO): sulfotransferase activity
Source: RefSeq, a predicted model, not a curated record
AAAAACCCCAAACCUUCACUUCUGCAUUUUAUGUCUUUUGGGACAAACCGAGCUGAUACUUUGAUACAUAACCGUAUCUGAUAUCAUUCCUGUUCAUUAGUAAAUUCUGGCCUAAUGCUUUUGGUCUAGUGUUUGAAGCCAGGACUUUGCUUGUUAAAAUGUGUCAUCCCUGAGGCAUAAGCACAGCCACGCAGAUGGCCCUUCAGACAAUUCCACUGAUUUAACACUUCUGUGAGUUUCAGAGUUGCGGAGCACACUGCCCAGUGAGGACUACGGGGCUCAGUGCUUCUGCGGAUCUGGACUCUGGGGUUCUUUGCAUCCCCGUGUGGGGUGGGGUUGGUGCUGUUCAAGAGCUGUGUGUGAAUGUGAGCUUUUUGGGGAAUGAUCUCUCCAGUCUGGGGGGAAGAAAGACCUAGUCAAAUUCUGAAAAGCAUUCCAGGUCUGCUUGCUGCUUAAAGUGGUUUUGUUUUCAGAGCUGUUGUUGGUAGGGUUUGUUCUGAGGCCGUUACACCGAAUGGGGAUGCCUGCAGAAAGAGGCUCCUGUCUUAGAUCUGCAUGCCCUCUUCUGGGUUUAUAAUCGGGGGCUGGACUGUGCUUGAAGUGGAGAGGGAGAUUGUGGAGCGGCCACUUUUUCACUUGGCUAAACUUUGCAGAGAGGGUUUGUGUAAAAUGGCUGACCUUGGGUUCUCUCAAAACAUCAGCUAGCUGCUCCUCACUUCGCUGCGUUGUUCGUCCAUGGCUGUCAGUGCCUGAUCCUUAGUCCUAGGGUGCUUGGACAAACCUAGGAGCUAAACAGGUAGAACGGAUGCCCUUAGCAGGAGAAGCAGUGGCACGGAGAUUAAAUGAGUUAUGUGAGGUCCUGUGACAGAGCUGGGGGUAGAUUGAUCAGCUGGGCAAACCCAAGACAAGUUAUCUGGAAACGAUCCUUGUUUCCUUCUUUCAGGUCCGGCUGCUUCCACCCUCUGUCCGACACCCAGAGAUACUUCCCUUGUGGGCAGCCAGGUGCUCUCAGCUUUUCCCCCAGCUGCAUGGCUGAUGUGAGGAGCGAGCCUCUGCGCAGCAAACACGCGGCAGGGUUGGGGAGACAUCUCCUUGGAGGGACCUGCAGGUGGAGAGGGGCUGGGGGGCAGCAAGGAAGUAUCGGGCAGCAGCGAAGAGAUGGGACUGGCUGAAGUGAAGAAAAUCGCUCUGCUCUCCAAGAAGGAUUUUGUUCACUGCCUUUGUACCAGUGAUUUCUCACCUGUCUUUGGUGAUCAAGAGUUGUUAGGGACGAGUGAGUCAGAAACAUUAGUUAUGGUAAGCUACGGAGAGGUACUGACUCAACACACAGGCCAGACGCAGACAGAGAUUUACCAGAGCAUCCUUAGUCUCAGAAAUCAUUCAGUUAAAAAUAAUCAUUCUUCUAGAUUUUUAUUGAUGCUUGGCUGUUAUCGGGGCUGUGUCCCUGUGAGUUUUCACAGGAAAACUGUGUAAUCUCUGUUCUUGAUAAAAUGAAGUAGCUACCAAGAAAUGUGGUGGAAGUGACAUCUAUGGGGUACCUUCACACAGAUGAGAUAAAACAGUGUGUUGAGUCUGAUGUUCUGUCAACAGGGGCUGUGUUUAGCCACUGAGGCACUGGCAUCUUCGGCUACGUAUUUGUAACUCUGAUAAGGACCUAGUUUUUGGCACAGUGGUGUAGAGCAUCUUCACGGGGGAGAUGAGACAACAGCAUGCUACCAGAUGCUAAAGUCGUGGCUCAAGCCCUCUUUCCUUCUGUUGUAUUAGAGACGUUUAUAAAUCAAGGAGGUCUGAAAGGCUUCUGGUCUGCAGCACCAUGCUGGAUCCCAAUCCUCACUCUGCAAGCCGGAGGUGAAUCCAAGUGAAAGCCAGCUAUCGCAGGAGCUGUCAGGAUGACCAAAGCACGGCUCCUCCGUCUCUCUGUGGUGCUGGUCUCCGUCUUCAUGAUCCUCCUGAUCAUCGUGUACUGGGACAACGUGGGAACAGCACACUUCUACCUGCACACGUCCUUUUCCAGGCCUCACUCCCCAGGGGCCAUCCCUGGUAUCACUGCAGGUGGAGACUGGGAAGCCUUGCCAGAUGUGGAUGAAUUUUUGGCAAAGCUGCUUAGUUCGAACCUGAAACAGAACAGCUCUACCUCCCGAAAGACAGAGCAGCUGCUUGUCCAGGGCUCCAGCAAGCCCGUGGUGAGCAAUUUGGAGGAGAACGUACGGGGCUAUGACUGGUCUACACACAAUGCCAGAAACAGCUUGGACCAAGAGAAACUGCAGAUAGAGAGGCAGAGAACGUUGCGGGAGUUCUGUGCCAAUUCCAGCUUCGCCUUCCCCACCAAGGAGCGCUCCUUUGAUGACAUCCCAAACUAUGAGCUCAACCACCUGAUUGUGGAUGACCGCCACGGCAUCAUCUACUGUUACGUCCCCAAGGUGGCCUGCACCAACUGGAAACGGGUGAUGAUUGUGCUGAGCGAGAGCCUGCUGGACCAGGGGGUUCCUUACCGAAACCCCCUGGAUAUCCCGCGGGAACACGUUCACAACACCAGCACCCACUUGACUUUCAACAAAUUCUGGCGUCGCUACGGGAAAUUCUCCCGGCACCUCAUGAAGAUCAAGCUGAAGAAGUACACUAAGUUCCUCUUCGUACGGGACCCUUUUGUCCGCCUCAUCUCUGCCUUUCGCAGCAAAUUUGAGCUGGAGAACGAGGAGUUCUACCGGCGUUUUGCCAUCCCCAUGCUAAAGCUGUACUCCAACCAUACCAACCUUCCCACCUCUGUUAGCGAGGCCUUUGGGGCAGGCCUCAAAGUCUCCUUUUCUGACUUCAUCCAGUACUUACUGGAUCCCAGGACAGAGAAGAUGGCCCCCUUCAACGAGCACUGGAGGCAGGUUUACCGGCUGUGCCACCCGUGCCAGAUAGACUAUGAUUUCAUUGGGAAGCUGGAGACGCUGGAUGAGGAUGCUGCUUAUCUACUGCAGCUCCUCAAAGUGGACAGGCUGCUCCGCUUUCCUCCCAGCUACAGGAACAGGACUGCCAGCAGCUGGGAGGAUGACUGGUUUGCCAAAAUCCCACUGGCCUGGAGGCAGCAGCUCUACAAGCUUUAUGAAGCAGAUUUUGUACUCUUUGGCUACCCCAAGCCAGAAAACUUGCUCAAAGACUAAAAGUGAUUGGGCUGUGGGUGUGGGAGGGAACAUCUGAAAUACCAAAAAUGUUUAAAGCCUCCUCAUUUUUGCUCUUAACUCCCUUCCCCAUACAGGUUGGUACAAUGGAAUAUAUUUUUUCUACUGCUUCCCCUUCCAUUUUUGCAAUAAUGCUGGAGUCCAGGAUAUUCCAGCCAGCUGUGCAUAUGCAAAAAAAAAAAAGCCUGUUUUUUAUCAUUGUUUUCUGGGUUUUCUUUUUUUUUUAAUGUCCCCAUGUUUGCAAUGGGUUGCUGCCCACGGUCACUCUGCCAACUGUGUCCUUCAGUAGCUUUUUAUUAAUACUUUUUUAAAAUUAAUAUAUUUAAGAUAUUUAAUACGAAGCGUGUGUUGUGGCAAAGGAAAGGAAGGAAUAAAAAAACAAAAAGUCAAAGAAAAACCCAAGAAGUGGUGCAUCUGCCUCUCUGUGUUGUCUCGGGGCUGUUGUUUGUGCUGGAGGUGUGGUGUUGGCAGAGCACUCGAAUCUCUUUGGGAGCUGGGUUUGUUGGCGGUGCCUUUACCUGCCACACCUGCUCACGGUCACUCUGAGCUGGAUGCAACGCAGCUGGGGCAGCUCUUUGACUCUUCCAAACGUCCCUGGAAGAGUACCAGAGCUCUGGUGGUGCUCGCAGCGGGGGUCACCGAAGGGAAGUGGCUGUUGGGAGUACUGACGCCAAGACCUGUGGCCAGCCCAGUAUCCCUGCAUUGCUUCCACUUGCAGCAAAGUGGUGGAGGGGCUUGGCUUUCCAAAAACAUGUUUGCUCAGCCCCUGCUUCCAUGCCUUGCAUCUCCCACAAUGGUCCUUUUGGGGGUUGUGGCCGAUGUGGAUGGGCAGAGCGUGCUCUUGGAUGAAUGUGGUGCUCAGAGAUCGGCUCCACACCACAGCAGCUUAGGCAGGAACAGUUCAUCCUGUUGCAGGAUGGGGCUGAGGUCUGCUGCUCCAUGACCUGGUCACUGCUGUGUUACACCCCCAUCGCUGCGAGUGCUUUAGGGGGACAGGGCAAGGGUGCAGAUAUUUAUCCCGGGAAGAAUAAAACCCAAAAGAUUUCUUUCAAUUGGUGUGUGCCAAGGCGAUCUCAAAAUUCAUUUGUUUUCAGAGUGCUGACUAUUGCUCGUGACACUGCAUCCUCAUCCGCUGCAUUUCUGUUUAUACCAACUGACUGAUGCAGAUUUAAUCAUCUGCCUUGCUGGGACCUGCUGCAGGAGUGAUGGUUGCCCACUGUGCUAGGAGCCUGUGGGCUGCUUCCCAAAGGAAAUUAAUGCUUUUAGAGACACUUUUUGUAUCUAAUCAGCUGAAUCUGCUUCUCUUUGGAUUGCUCUGCAGAAACAGUCAGCUUUGCUGAUUGGGCAGGGAACUCCUUUAGAGCUGAAAUGCUUAAUUACUUCUUGAGCUGUGAAUGGUAUCAGUGAUUGAAGUCCAGGUUCAGGCUUUGGGAGGCAGCCCUGUGUUCUGGGCAGGCUCCUCUGAGCUGACAUUUUCUCAGUUUCUCCCGGAGGCCAUCAGCAGGCAUGACUUUUCCUCCCUGUUUCUUUCCUUCUCCAACCUCUGUACGUGUGCAUCGUCUGGGCAUAGUGCUCUCUUCCUGGUAAAUAGGCUGCAUCAAGCUUUUUAAUCUUUAAGUGAAAGGUAAUAGCAAGUAGUUAUGCUGGAGGCAAAGAAUCUGUUUCUCAUUGUAUUCACAGCACUCUCCUGUAAUUUCUGCAGAGAUAUUUGCAGUUUAAAUGAGCCUGAAGCCAUGAUCUGAUUCUUAGUGCUUAGAUCUUCACAGCUUGGGGAAAAAGGAAGUUCCUGUUUCUGAGUCAUUAUUUAAAACUAAUAAUAGAAAAGUGUUGAUCUAUUCAUUUUUUUUUCCAAUUACAAGCUAAUCGCUGAAAAACAGAGAGAUGUUGAGACUCUUCGUCUCCUGUAAUGAGUAAUCCCGGGAGUCUCAUGGUUCCUGUGAUAUUUACAUUUCUUCAGGGUGGGUUCAUCCUGCUCUUCAAAGAUACAGCAUGGAUGUUUUAGGCUGUUGUCAUUACACCGUGUUUGUUUUUUUUUUCUUUUAAUUUCAAUUUAAUUGAUGUUUAGUAUUUGCAGACGUGGGCAGCUGGGAACAUCGUGCAGAUGCGCUGCCAAGCGCAGCAUAGCACGAGCUGUGCAAACUUCCUUCCAGCUGCUUCCCCUGCGCCUCUUGACCGAGUCCUGUCUCUUCCUGCCCCUCUGAACCGUGCUCAGCCGAUGUGCCCCCUGCGAUGCUCGUCCUGCAAACCAGCUGCAGCUGCAUCCUCACCUGCAGUCACCCUGUGAUUCAUGGCUGUGGCUUAUCCCAGGCAGAGCAGGAGCAUCUUUCCAUGGUCACCGACUGAAUUCAAAAUGGAUGGGAGAGAACGCGACCGGGAUUGCCUCUUGUUUUGGUUGGAGCCUGGACAGUCCUCUGUGGAAAAAAGGGAGGAGCGCGGGGGAUAGCGAUGAGCCAGCAGGACGUGUGUCAAAAAGACAGCAGUGGCCAAAAUGCGGUCAGCAGGGAGUGGAGCAGAGCUGGAGAUGUGCUUCUGGAGGGGGAAAAAAAGGGUGUGGGGAGCUGAGGGCAUCUACAAACAAAACGAGACUGCUAUGGAGCGGGUAAAUGCUGAGAGGAGCAAGAGGGACUGCUGAGAAGGCAAGGGCCAUCCUCUGCAGCAUGCGGAACUGCCCUGUGCGCUUCUGGGGAGCUGUGUGCUUCUGGGAGCGCGGGCCAAGGCAGAAAUAAUUGAAUAACCGAGUGAUGAAAGCUUAUCAUAAUACCGUGAGCAAAAUCCAAGGAAUUCUGCUACAAGAUGCAGGGUCAGACAUUUGGGAUAGGUGUGGCUCUGCGAAUGGUGGUGGGACUCGCAGACUCAGCCCACCCAAGCAGCUGUUUAGAGGCAGGCUAGCGUCAGCAGCGGGCCGAGGUGCUCCUUGCCUGUGCUAGGACAGGAAGGCUUGCAGCUUUGCCAGCCCUCGGGCUCUGCAAGAAGCUGACAUCCCUGUGGUACAGCUGCUGCUAUGCUUGGGAGAUCACAAGCAUGCCACGUGAGCUGUUCCCAGGUUGCAGACCAGAGCAGGGAUGAGCUGACCCUUUUGUUUAAAUCAGCAGUGCUAAUGAAGAAAUGCCACGAAGAACUGUGAAAGAAGUGUGACCAGAGAGGGGAUGGACGUGCAGGAGAAGAGGUGCUGAUGACCUUUCUCGUGGUAUCAGGGAAACAGCCUGCUUGCAAAGCUCUCCUUUGGAAGCAAGAUACCGACUGAAAUCUAGCUCUUGAGUUUGUCAGCUUAGCCUGAAAAGACAACUAGGGACAAGCAGGAAACAUAGCCUGAGUGAUGACUUUGGUAACCAGCCCAGCACCACUGUGCACUUUCAGAGCCCUGCAUUGUGGAAGUGCUUCCAGUCACUCUCUGUUCCUUCUCCAAAUGUGUAUGCGAGCUGUCAGAGCUUCUUGGUGACAUUUCCAAGGGACAGCAGCUCACAACAUGCUCCUCCAGCAGGCAGCUCCCUCAGUGAUGCUCAGGACCCUGCGAAGACAGAGGUGGAGGCAGCUCCUCCUUCCCCAUCUCCUGCUCCUCUCCUUGCCCUGCCUGAGGACAAGUCGUGUUUGGGCACUGGGAGGACAGAGCCGUGCUCUCCACGAAGGAAUGUAGGAGUCCAGCUGGUCCCCCGGUGCCCAGUUCUCUCUGCCAGCCUAUUUCAGCCACAGUUACAUCCAGAAGUGUCCAUGGAAGCAGCUAAUUUUAAUUCCCCUACUUUUUUUUCACGAUCAUGAUUUUGUAAACAAGUUUAUUCACCCUUCCCGCCUGGCUCUGGGCUUUAUCCGCACGCAGCCAGGGAGCACAAACCGAAGUCUGAGCGCAGUCAUAGCUGCCUGCCCGGAUGCUCCUAAUGAAUUGUUUGCAGGCAAGCUUCAGACCUGCAAUUACACUCAGAAAUUAUUCAGCAAAUAGUUUUGAAUAAUGAAUCCCUUUGAGAAAUUUGAGUCGCUUUGCGGGCAGAUUCCAGACGGAGAACAUGCUCGGAAGUCUCAUUUUUCAACACAUUUUCCCCUCCGUUUGCCAAGCCAUGGGGUUGGCAUAGUAUUCCUUUCCGAUACCUUCACGUAGGACUAAACUGCUCCACCAGGCACAUGCGUGGUGCAUGCUGAGAGUGCCUACUUGUGUCUCCUGCUCUAAAACAGAGGCACAGGCACCGUGUGCCCCCAAGUCCCCUCAUAUCCCCCCUUGAUGGGGGUCUUCGCCUGUAGAUGCUACCAGCAGCGCAGAGCAUCGAGGGUUAGGGAGCAGGACCCUGCUGGUUAUCCCCUCUUUCAGCCAAUGUUACCUGUAUGAUCUGCAAAAUGAGCCUUAAAUUGCCGUGGUGCCUUUGGGCCAAGGGGUUGUAGAAGUGUAAAGACCCGGGAGAGGUCUGGGAGAGAAUUUGAGAGAGAAUUCCUCCUAAAGGAGGAGGAAAAAGCAGCUCGUGAGGUGAAGUUUCUGCGGGUUCGUUCCAGCUCCCUCCCGCCAGGCUGCGCGGUGAAGCGUGGUGCUGAUGGUUUCUGGCUGGGGGAUGGAGAGAUUUGGCAGGGAAGGCAGAAAUAAAUGACUGACAACCUUUU